GUUAUCCAUGAAUCCAUCCCACAUCCCCUUUGUUGUUGUUUGGCUAAGGAAGCCUAACCUUUCUCCCUCCAGAUUCCCCAAAAAUAUCUCAGUAAAUUGAGUGCAGAAGCUGGUUUUCAACAACUCUCCAAAUUCCUUCACUCACUCUCAAAACCCACCAAAAUCUUCCUUCUAUACGGAAUUAACAAGCUUAACCUAGCUGGAGAAUUAAGCAUUGAAAUAGGAGUAAGCUAUGGUUGCAGCAAUAUCAUCUUCUCUUUGUGCACCAAAUUUGAUAUGUGGGAGGAAAGGUCAACAGUUGCUUCACUCAAGAUUUUGUCAAGAUGCUGCUUUUACAAUGCUGAAUUCGCCUUUCUUAGGAAGAAGCAACAAAGUUAAUCAGAUUCGUGCUGGCAGGAAGGAGGGUUCUUUGUCUGCAAAGUCAAGUGAAUCCAAGGAACCAGUCCCUUCGUGGGCUAAGCCUGACUCGGAUGAGCCACCGCCUUGGGCUCGUGAUGAAGGCAAGUCGAAUGAAUCGAAGGAUGGACUUGAGGUCCCUUUCUUUGUUUAUUUGCUUGCCUCAGCUAUAACAGCUAUAGCUGCUAUUGGUUCAAUAUUCGAGUAUGUGAAUCAAAAUCCUGUUUUUGGGCUUUUGAACUCGGAUAGCAUUUUCUAUGCUCCUGUGCUGGGAUUUUUUGCGUUAACUGGAAUUCCAACUUCGGCUUUCCUUUGGUAUAAAUCUGUUCAAGUUGCCAACAAGGAAGCUGAAGAACAAGAUAAGAGAGAUGGUUUUUGAUAGGGCUUGAAAGGUUAGGGCUUUGGUUCUUGUUUUUAUAUACCAUUGCUAAAUCAAUUGUAGUCGUACCUUGAUAAAUUCCUCCAUGUAAUUAGCCUACCACGCUGCUUCCCUGAAAAUACAAAAAGAAGUAUCUAUGUAAAUGAAAUGAUUGCUCUGCUUA
Spinacia oleracea (spinach) is the source of this 938-nucleotide messenger RNA. RefSeq lists its product as uncharacterized. The transcript is spliced from 4 exons. Bases 233 to 775 code for a protein of 180 amino acids. The record is from RefSeq and is a predicted model, not a curated record. Lineage: Eukaryota; Viridiplantae; Streptophyta; Magnoliopsida; Caryophyllales; Amaranthaceae.